GCACAAUGUCUCAACCACGCAAAGCCUUGAUUGCUAUCACCUCCGCCCAUGCGCCCCUCUAUCCAGAGGGCAAAGAGACCGGUCUUUUCCUCACUGAAGCCCUACACCCAUUUAACGUCUUCAAAGAAGCCGGUUUCGAAGUCGACCUGGUUUCCGAAACAGGCACCUACCAGCCCGACUGGCUGUCCCAGCAAAAGGAUUGGCUCCCUGAGGAGGAUCGAAAGGUCUGGGAGGAUCACUCGAGCGAAUUCCGAUCGAAACUAGACAAGCUGUUGAAACCCAGUGAUGUCCAAGCAGGCAGUUAUGGAUUGUUUUUCGCCUCGGCCGGACACGCAUCCUUGAUCGAUUACCCUGAUGCUAAGGGCUUGCAAGCCAUCGCUUCGAAGAUCUAUGGUGAUGGUGGAAUCGUUUCGGCUGUAUGCCACGGAGGCGCCAUCUUCCCUGGCAUUCUGGACCCAAGUACCGGAAAGUCAAUUAUUGACGGUCGUAAAGUAACGGGCUUUACGACUCGCGGUGAAGAAGAAGGCGUCCUCGAGACAAUUCAGAAGUGGAAUAGGCCUACGAUUGAGGCCUCUGCAGCUUCGUCUGGAGCGACUUAUGUAUCGCCGGCUGGUCCUUGGGAUACAUUCACUAUAACUGAUGGAAGGAUUGUGACGGGAGCAAACCCUGCGAGUGCUCAUGUUACGGCUGAGGCUGCUGUAAAGGCUUUUGAUGGGCUGUGA
This is a messenger RNA of Aspergillus sclerotioniger CBS 115572, 722 nucleotides long. Its product is annotated as class I glutamine amidotransferase-like protein. The record is from RefSeq and is a predicted model, not a curated record. Lineage: Eukaryota; Fungi; Ascomycota; Eurotiomycetes; Eurotiales; Aspergillaceae. Gene Ontology annotation, molecular function: glyoxalase III activity. The transcript has 5 exons. Bases 6 to 722 code for a protein of 238 amino acids.